UGUGGAUAAUGUUAUAUUUCAUGUGGGAAAUAAAAAUAAAUAAAUUCAAUAUUAUAAUAAUAAUAAUUAGGAAUUAUAGUUGUAACAGGUAGGCGUAUGGGUUAUUGGUGCGAUCGGUAUGGUACGUCCCUAUAUAUGAUGGGUGAACAUGUCCUGUAAGCUGAGAUACUUCAGCCAGACGUUGACGCAUAACAUUCACGUGAUUAGCGCGGAGGCGCGUCUUAAGUUAGAAGUUCAGACCCCUGGACCCUUAAGACUUUGAGACUUAAACACAGUGCAAGGGACUAGCCCCCUCUCAUCACACGGCAGCAGAUGAUUGUUAGAAGCAUACUGUAAAAAUAGAUAUUAAAUGCUAUUGCUUGUAUGCCUUCGGCCUUCUUCAAGUCGCGGAUAUUUUUUUUUCUGAACCCACUAACCCUAUUAUUAUAACGGAAUCCCAGAAUCGGACCUCCAUCAAUUCACCAUGCAGUCGGAGGAACGCCAGAUAUCAGUGUGGGUUUGUCAAGAGGAAAAACUGGUGUUGGGUUUGUCCAAGCGCACGACCUGUGCCGACGUGUUGAGGGUGCUGCUUCUGGACGACCACCACAACGCGCGGGUAAAAGUGUCCAAACAAGUGACGCUUCGACGCAGACCUCAAUCCUAUUGCGUCGUUGAGAUAUGGAAAGAACUCGAGCGCGUUUUGCCCGAUAACACAAGAAUCCUGCGUCUAUGGGACGCGUGGGGAGCGGAGGAGCAGGGCAACGUGAAGUUUGUGCUGUUCCAGCAGGAGCCGUCUGCGGUAUUUGCUGCGCACGACGCACGGCUCUGCGUUCCUGCAGGGGCCGCGGUUGGCCCCUGCAGGAGCGCAGAGGCGCGCGUCGUGCGCAGCAAAGACAGCCCUCCCGCUGCUGCAGGAGCGACCAAUUCUAACGCCGCCAUGUGUUUCUCUCCGGGAAAACAGCGUCGAAUAGUCAGGAAAGCCUUCAGAAAAUUGGAAAAGAUAAAUAAAAAAAAAACGCGGGCGACGUCCGUAGACGCGACUUCGAUACGCAUGGAGACCAUAAUCCAUCGCGUAGCUUCCCAGGACCACGCGAUCCGCCAACAGGUCCACAGGAUCCACGAGCUGGAUAAGGAGAUAGACUGUUUUGAAGCGCAGGUUCAUGCGGACAGAAUGAAAAGUCACGGGGUCAAUUAUGUGCAAGAUACAUAUUCAGUUGACGGCCCGGUGGAGAGGCCCUUUACGCGCGAAGGUGACGCGCUCUCAUCGGUGGACAGGAUCGCCAACAUGGAAGAGUACCUGCGUCAAUGUCAGGAGAUGGUGAAGCUGCAGGAGAGGCUGGAAGAUCACGAGGCACUCGUGGACAGCAUGACGAGGGACAUUCAAGAGGAGUUGAAUCGAAGAUGGAUGGAGAGGAGGAGGAGAGAGGAGAAGCCCAUGGCCUGCACCACAUCACCACCACACCUCAUGAAGACCCCGGGCAUGCACACUGUUGGAUUGGUGGCAGGAAACGACUGUCUUUUGGACCACGUUGAGAGGAUCCGAACAGAGCUCGAUGCUAGUUUAUACAUCGGACUUCGCUUAGACACGGAUUUAGUUGCUAUUGACCACGAUUUGCAGCUGACCCAGGUGACGCUUAGAGCCAGGGAAAGAGAGAUCCAUGCUUUACUGAAACAAUUGGACACUUUGGAUGCUGACGAAGAACCAUUGACGUUUGAGAAGUGCAGUGAUAAUGUGCCAAAAGAGGGGGAGAUGGUGUGGAGUUUAGAAACUAAAAGAGGCUGGGUUGAGCAAACCAGAUGCUGCAAUAUCAGCCAGGAUGAAGACUCGGACACAGGGAUUAGUUCCCUGCACAGUCAAGACUCAGACACUUAUCCAGUUAUCUCACUCACCUAACAUUACUAAUAUAUUCAGUUGAGGCUACUCCACUCCCUAAGAUCUGGUGUCCAAUGUCGUAAAUGUUUAUGUCAAAUAAAUCCUUCAUUACAGUUUUUUCCUAUCGUUUUAGGCAAUUUAC
This is a messenger RNA of Gadus chalcogrammus (walleye pollock), 1994 nucleotides long. It is a transcript of the gene rassf10b, whose product is annotated as Ras association domain family member 10b. Gene Ontology annotation, biological process: signal transduction. Bases 464 to 1873 code for a protein of 469 amino acids. The record is from RefSeq and is a predicted model, not a curated record. The transcript has a single exon. NCBI's taxonomy places the organism in Eukaryota, Metazoa, Chordata, Actinopteri, Gadiformes, Gadidae.